CCUGCCAUGGAGUUGCCACAUCGGUGGUAAAGAACCAGAAUUAGUUCAGCGAAAAACUGUUCUUUUUUGGAACCAAAACAAUUCCGCCGCGGCUCAUAUCAAAUAUGUCUAAAAUCACAAAAAACUCCAAUAAAAUUGACAGUAAGGAUUCUGGCAGCGGGGAAGAUUCAAAUAGUGGCGACAAUUACGCGUCCACAAGUUCCAGUGACUUUGAAACUAGCAGAAAACACAAACUACGUCGUAGAUCCUGUCGAAAUGUAUCAUAUCAUUAUCAUGCGCUGCCCAUGCGCGUAGUUGGCGAAAAUGCUGCAGCACUGGCACAAACACCCAGCACCACUCGUGAUUUAACAUUAAGCUCAGCUCAAAUAAUUGAAGACAGUUCCGAUUCUGAGUUUCAUAUUUCAAACGAUACCAGCAACGAUGAGCCGGCCAACAAAUCUAUAACGUUUACAGCUCGUCCAUUAGAGAAAUAUGAUUUAGAAUAUAUAAGAAAACUACGUAAGCGCAAAAAGAAGCCGAAUAAAACUUUAUAUGUUGAUUAAAUUUCAAAUAACAACUGUUGACCAGG
This is a messenger RNA of Drosophila mauritiana, 568 nucleotides long. RefSeq lists its product as uncharacterized. The transcript has a single exon. NCBI's taxonomy places the organism in Eukaryota, Metazoa, Arthropoda, Insecta, Diptera, Drosophilidae. The record is from RefSeq and is a predicted model, not a curated record. Bases 105 to 542 code for a protein of 145 amino acids.